AUGGCUCAGCAGAGAGGCCCUUCUUACGGCCUGGGCGCCGGCGGUCCUCCGUCCUUCGGCGGCCCGAAUGCAGACACCUCCGAGUCCAGCCCCUUGGACAUGAUCCGUGAACAGACGAGCAAGAUUGAGGACUUUCUCGACUCCGUCAGCGAGCCCAUCAAGCCUCACCUGCCCGUGAUUGGCCGCUUCCUCAUCGUCGUCACUUUCCUCGAGGAUGCCAUUAGAAUCAUUACCCAGUGGAGCGACCAGCUCCUCUAUCUCCACGACUACCGCCACAUUCCCUCCGGUAUCACGCACCUGUUCCUCAUUGUCAAUGUUCUCGCCAUGGUCGCCUGCUCCAGCCUUGUUAUCAUCCGCAAGUACUCUGACUACGCCGUCGCCGGCCUCAUGGGUGUUGUCGUCACCCAGGCCCUCGGAUAUGGUCUGAUCUUCGACCUCAACUUCUUCCUGCGCAACCUGUCUGUCAUUGGCGGUCUGCUGAUGGUCCUCUCUGACUCGUGGGUUCGCAAGAGCAAGGCCUUUGCCGGCCUGCCCCAGCUUGACGAGAAGGACCGCAAGAUGUACUUCCAGCUUGCCGGCCGUGUCCUGCUCAUCUUCCUCUUCGUUGGCUUCAUCUUCAGCGGCACGUGGUCCAUCUGGCGCAUCAUCACCUCCAUCAUUGGCUUCGUCGCUUGCGUGAUGGUUGUCGUCGGCUUCAAGGCCAAGUUCAGCGCCACCCUGCUUGUCCUCAUCCUCAGCAUCUUCAACAUCCUCGUCAACAACUUCUGGACUCUGCACGAGCACCACCCCCACAAGGACUUCGCCAAGUACGACUUCUUCCAGAUCCUCUCCAUCGUCGGCGGUCUCCUCCUGCUCGUCAACGCCGGCCCUGGCCAGUUCUCCAUCGACGAGAAGAAGAAGGUUUACUAA
Colletotrichum graminicola M1.001 is the source of this 909-nucleotide messenger RNA. RefSeq names its product SURF4 family protein. Gene Ontology annotation, cellular component: endoplasmic reticulum; membrane; endoplasmic reticulum-Golgi intermediate compartment. Bases 1 to 909 code for a protein of 302 amino acids. The transcript is spliced from 4 exons. Gene Ontology annotation, biological process: Golgi organization. NCBI's taxonomy places the organism in Eukaryota, Fungi, Ascomycota, Sordariomycetes, Glomerellales, Glomerellaceae. The record is from RefSeq and is a predicted model, not a curated record.